AAAGGCCUGGGGACGUGCGACCAUCAACUCCCUGUGGACGCGAAACCCAGCCGAGAAAAUAAGCUUCUAGGAAGCACGCUAAAAGCCUUACCUACAGCCUUGCAGGUGCGCACAGGUGCUUCCGGGGCAAGCCCACCCCGAUCUCAAACACACGCGCUCGAAAUAUCCCCCCACAUCGAAGCUAUUUCGCAGACCUCGCUCCACCCUUACCGCGUACCAACAUACACCGUGGAACAUCCAGAUCUCUCCACCCGAUUCAUCAACUGAAUUCACGAGCCAUUGCGCCAUGACCAACCCGUCCAGAACCAGAGCGCGCGUGCGGCGCGGUACAAAAGAACGCGUCUCAUCCCAAUCGGAGCCCGACUGGUCCGACACCCCGGCCAUAGAGGACUUCAGUGACGAUAGCGAUGGCCUGGUGCGCAAGAUCUCGCAUUCGAAGUCGAUUCAGAACAGGAAAAUGCCCAUGUACUUCGAAAAGCAGCGCGGCCGCCCUUGGAUGCACGGCGCGCUUCCUGCAGAAGAGGCAAAGCCCAUGCAGCAGCCAGUGAAGCAACCAGCGAAGAACCAGGGGAAUCUCAGUGCGGACGACGAGAGCAGCCUUUCGAGCGUUCCGGAGGAGAGCCUUCUGGAUCCUAGCCUUCUGUCCCUCGACUCACUAGGAUCGUCUUCCCCGGCCCACGGCACCCGUCCGCCGUCAGCAAUCAAGAUUGGAGGAACACCCGCGCACGAGACAUCUUUCCUCGCCCUGAAGAAGUUCAAGCGCAGGGCGCGAGAGCCUAGUGUGCUGGAUAGACUGGAAAAGGUUACCAGGGAUUUGGAGCAUCACAUGGAGAAGAAGAAUAUGGAGAAAUCGAAGAAUGUCGCAAAAAGUCACCGUGGAACGAGCACACCGUCAACAGGGUCCUGUGGCAAGAAGAGGAAGCUCCCAUCAACUCAAUCAACACACGUCUCUCAAUCAUCCCCUCCGAACGUCGACGACAGUGGAACAAGCACACCGUCGACAGCCUCUACUGGAAAGAAGAGGAAGCUCUCAUCGCCCCUAUCACAACUUCCUCAAAGCUCCCCUCCGAUUGUUGCCCGCCGUGGAACCAGCACACCAUCACGGCCUUCGCCUGGAAGCAAGAACCAUUUCUCAUCACCUACUGCACGAGACAUCGAAUCCUCUCUUCCCGGUACACCCGAAAUGGAACCGACCUCGCCCAGACAUGCAUUACUCAGAAGAGGAGGUUCAACUGGGCCGCGACAAGUAUCCACUACCCACGUCUCAUCACCUAUUACACGAGACCCUGAAUCUUCACCCCCCGGAAUACCAGAAAAGGGAUCGACUACGCCGAAACGUGGAAGACAGCGGAGAGGAGCACCAAGUGGGCCACUGGCUGUUUCCACAACGAAGCUCCAGGCUCUGCUUCCGCGGAGGCGGGCGCAAACCAGGCAACGACACGGGUCUGGUGAUGAAUUGGGGAAGUCAGACGAUGACUGGGAAGUGCGGUCGCCGAUCACGGAGGCUAUGGAAGGACGACAGACACGUGAAGCAACAGCUGCAGAAGAGGCCUCCAGGACGAGGAGACCGUCCGGGGGAACGCCAGAUCCAGUGUUGGCGAGUAUCGCGAAGAAGUUCGCAGAUGUCGAUGCGUACGACAUGGAGUUCGAGACGGUUGAUGUCGGCGGUGGCAGUUCGAGUCCCUGGCGCUAGCUAUGUCUUCAAGGCUAGGUAGAUAUCGUCUGUGUAGGAUAAUGUAACGGGUAAGCCCUGCGUAAUCUUGCCUGGGAUGCCUUACUCGACCUACAUGCCAACCAAAGGUUGGCACUAGUUAGCUCAACAAGGAUCCUUACCUUUACAUAGAUUUUCACGAGGCCUGCUUAAAACAACGCGUAUUUCUAUAGAACCUAAGGC
Westerdykella ornata is the source of this 1894-nucleotide messenger RNA. RefSeq lists its product as uncharacterized. Bases 287 to 1693 code for a protein of 468 amino acids. The transcript has a single exon. NCBI's taxonomy places the organism in Eukaryota, Fungi, Ascomycota, Dothideomycetes, Pleosporales, Sporormiaceae. The record is from RefSeq and is a predicted model, not a curated record.